Molecule: messenger RNA, 3312 nt
Organism: Corvus hawaiiensis (hawaiian crow)
Lineage: Eukaryota; Metazoa; Chordata; Aves; Passeriformes; Corvidae
Gene: CASP2
Product: caspase 2
Exons: 12
Coding region: 244-1518 (424 amino acids)
Biological process (GO): proteolysis; regulation of apoptotic process
Source: RefSeq, a predicted model, not a curated record
GCCAAGCAAUUGGUGUUGAAUGUGCUGGUGGAGCACAUGGUGGAGAAGGAUAUCAUCACCACGGAGAUGGUGGAAAUGAUACAGGCUUGUGUUACUUACCUUGUGCAGUGGAUUCUAUGGAGAGAAGUCAUGGGAAAUAGCUUGGGAUUUCUCCCAGAGGGAUGGUAAUGCACAGAACACUGUGCAGGAUGGACAUGCAGGUCUUCAAAGAAAGCAGACUGGAAAGGAAGUGGCUGAAGCUGCAUGUCAAGUGCAUCUCACAGCUCAACUUUUCUCACUUCUGUUCUUUGGAUUCUCCCCACUAUUCCACUUGGGGAGGAAGCAACUGAGCAUCUGGUGUGUAGCAGCCCACAAGGGUUAAGCAACAGCAUUGCUGAAGUGUGGAUGGCCAAGUCUGGGAGCUUUGACCGAAAUGUGGAAUUCCUCAAUUUGCUACCCAAGAGGGGUCCUAAUGCCUUCUCAGCCUUCUGUGAAGCUCUGCGAGAAACCCAACAGCAGCAUCUGGAGGCAAUGAUCCUGAAGACAAUGUCCAACCUGAGCCAUGAGAUUGCAAGGCUUGAGCACUGUCACGAGUCAGAUCUUCCAUACCCUGCCAGUGAGUCCUGUAAUUCAAAGAGACCCCGUUGGCUUGAACCAAUGGAACAUUCUUUGGAUAACGGAGAUGGUCCCUCAAUUCCUCCAGUGAAGUAUUGCACUCCUGAAUUUUAUCACAAUCAUCAGCACUUGGCAUACAAGCUGACAUCAGAGCCCCGAGGCUUAGCACUUAUCCUCAGCAAUGUCCGUUUCAGCAGUGAGAAGGACCUGGAAUAUCGUGCAGGGGGAGAUGUGGACUGUGCCUCCCUGGAGAUGCUUUUCAAGCAGCUCGGCUAUCAAGUCACUGUUCUUCGUGAUCAAACUGCACAGGAGAUGCAGAAUGCAUUGGAGAGAUUCUCCAAGCUGCGAGAUCAUCGAGAUGUGGAUUCUUGCAUUAUAGCUCUGCUUUCCCAUGGUGUGGAGGGUGGAGUUUAUGGCAGUGAUGGCAAACUACUAGAGUUGCAGGAGGCUUUCCGGCUCUUUGAUAAUGCAAACUGCCCAAAUCUCCAGAAUAAGCCCAAAAUGUUCUUUAUUCAGGCCUGCCGGGGAGAUGAGUUGGACCGAGGAGUGGACCAAAGAGAUGGCAAAGGAUGGUCAGAUUCCCCUGGCUGUGAGGAGAGUGAUGCGAACAAGGAAGAAAGUCUGAAGCUGCGUCUGCCAACAUGCUCGGAUAUGAUCUGUGGAUAUGCUUGUCUGAAAGGCACUGCGGCCAUGCGAAACACCAAGCGCGGGUCCUGGUACGUCGAGGCUCUCACCUCGGUGUUUGCCGAGGACUCCCGACACACUCACGUGGCUGACAUGCUGGUGAAGGUGAAUAGGCAAAUCAAGCAACGAGAAGGUUAUGCCCCAGGCACAGAAUUUCACCGCUGCAAGGAAAUGUCAGAAUAUUGUAGCACACUCUGUCGGGACCUUUACCUGUUUCCUGGCUAUCUACCAGGAAAAUAACCUUGCCAGCUCUGUUUGAAGAGAGAUACUGCCAAAGCUGAACUUUGACUGUGGAUAUCUGUUUUCACUCUCAUGAGCUGUGACAUCAGAUGUGCAAGCAAGGAAUGCCAGUCUAAUUCUUUGUCUUUUUCUAAAAUAAACUGGCAACUCUCCUUGUAAUCUGACUCAGUUCAGGGUUUAAAAUUCUAAUAUCCCAAUUAACUCUGUAUGUAUAGAAAUUGAUGGAAAGAGGAUCAGCAUCGGAACUGGAAAGACAUGGGAACAUCCUUUGGAAGGAGACAUAAGGACAUUUGUAAACAAAGUGAAUGUGAAAAUGGAAAUGGACUACUUGUACAAUUUCUAAGUUAAGCCUUUCUGAAAGGAAAAUCAUUCAAAAGAUGCUACUUAUCUUAUGCUUGUACUUUUAAAAUUUUAAAUACUUUCUGCAUGGUUCUUCAUACAGGACAGUCGACUCCUGUGCACAUUAGAAAAGGGCUCCCUUGUGAAGGAUAAUCCCCUCUUCUCUAAAAUGGAAUGUUAUUGUUCUCAGUACUCAACACCUUCCAUUUUGAUCACUUAAAAGUCUAUUUUUCUACAUUGCUUCUAUAGUCAAGUUACCAAGAGAACUACAAGACAUCCCAGAUUAUCAGCAAAACAUAUAGAGACCCAGACAAAUAUGCCUGCAUAAACUGCCCCAGAAAUAGUUUUGAAUCUAGAAACUCUAGAUUAACUCCCCUUAGUCCCAAGAGCGAACAACUGCAUGGAAUAUUCCUUUUGAGGAAUUUGUUUGCUGUAGUACUUAUAUGUCACAAUAGACAUUCAGUCUAUUCAGUCCACCAACUUCUCAGGAGUUUAUAAAUUGCACUGUACAACUGAAGCCCUGAAACUCUAUGGCCUUGUACAAAAGAAUCUUCUGUCUUUUUAAUUAACAAAAAUAUUCAAGGCAGCUCUUUACAGUCUAAGCAUGGUGCUUGGAUUAUUUAUCACUGCAGUGUUUUUCCCUUUUAAAUGAGAGGGAAGAGUUUUACAUUAUUAACUUGUUCUGUGAGUUUUCUUUCCUUAGCCACGAUGAUUUAAAAGCAUAAUCAAUCACUUCUUUUGGAAAUUUCCUGCACAGUCUCUUCGUGCUGUAAUUUGUGUCUUGCUGUGUCCCAACUGCAGUUACUCCCACUUGAUGUGACAUGGGAGAUGGGCAUUGUUCUCUUUUUGUGGUAGAGCCUAAAUCCUGAGAUACUGGAUUACAUAUGGACUACAGGCUGCUCACUUCAGUCUCCAUCUUCUCCAUUUUGUAGCAUUAAGUUAGCAUAGUUCCUGGCUUUUUUUUAAUGUAAGUAGGCUCUUAAAAUACAUUUUUCAGGACAGAAUUAUGUAUAGGAAGCACAAAGGGAUAUGGAGGGAGGCUGGAAAACUAGGCAUGUGCUCUUUAUAUUAUUCUGCCUAGAAAAUGAAGGCUGUGUUUCUUCCAGCUGACAAAGGUGCAGCAUUAACAUGUAUCUUGCAUUUAUCCUACACACAAUGUGAUGAGCAGAACAAGAAUCAUACUUGCCAAUUGGUGCCUUACUCUGAAGUCUAAUAUACCAGUCUGGGGGCUCCUGUACCUCCCUGGAGUAUAAACACUGUCUUCCUGAGUGCUCCCUCUAUGAAAUGGUGCAAUAGUUUACAGAUAGGUUUAUUGAUGAAGCAGUCCAUUGUGAUGGAUUAAAUUUCUGUAGGAUUGCAUCAAGUUGCAUGAUCACUGCCACUUUUGUAUAUCUUUUUGUAUACUUGUAUUUGACUGCCUUGAGGUGUCAAAAUAAAGAAUUUUUGUUUGAUUAA